GGAGCUAGAGAAGGAGGCGGAGGCAGCGGCGGCCGCGAGGGGAGGGGGAGUCCCGUCUGACUGAGACGGCAGGCCUGGGCGGGCGGGCGGGCGGGGGUGCCGCGCAGGGCGGAGCGCCGGGCUGGGGAUGAGCUAAGCGGGCUCCGAGCGCCGCGGCAUUCAGCCCCUCGUGUCCCGCCGCCGCUCGUGAGGGGACCGGGCACCGCUCUCCAAGCUCGACCCGCUGCUCGCGCGGGAGCCAGCCGUGAGCACAGUAUUUCUCAAACUCUGAGGCUUGCAGAAUUCACAAAUUGAGAUCUGGCAUCAUUUUCAGAGGGAGACCUUCAGUUAUGUGGUUAGCCUAGGUAGCAAAUGCUUAUUAACUACUUUGACUUAAUGAAGUGAUAGAAGAAGUAAAAAAGAAUCUGAAUUGAUUGGGCGGAGAUCGAAAGGGAGGAAAAGAAAUCAGUCUUCGUUAGUUGCUGAGUUGGACAGUCAUCUGGGUAAAACUGCUUGUUUUUUGCGGAGCACCUAUCGUAUGCAGUCAGCUGAGAGCGACUAUUCAACAUUUCACGGAGUCUUCUCAGGAGGACAGAUGUAACCUUCUGUAAUGGAAGAUGAUUGAAGAUAAGGGGCCUCGUGUUGCUGACUACUUUGUUGUAGCAGGAUUAACUGAUGUUUCAAAGCCUCUUGAAGAAGAAAUUCACUUCAAUGAUGCCUGUCAUAAAGUAGCUAAACCCAAAGAACCUAUCACAGAUGUUUCAGUUGUUAUUAAAUCUCUUGGAGAGGAAGUGCCACGAGAUUAUAUGUGUAUUGAUCUUACCCCAACUGGAUUGUCAGCUGAUCUCAAUAACGGAAGUCUUGUGGGGCCACAGAUUUACCUUUGCUAUAGAAGAGGAAGAGAUAAGCCUCCACUUACAGAUCUGGGGGUUUUAUAUGACUGGAAGGAAAGAUUGAAACAAGGGUGUGAAAUUAUUCAGAGUACUCCCUAUGGACGCCCUGCAAAUAUUAGUGGCAGUACCUCAUCACAAAGAAUUUAUAUCACUUACCGAAGAGCCUCUGAAAACAUGACUCAGAAUACUUUGGCUGUCACAGACAUAUGUAUUAUUAUACCCAGUAAAGGAGAAAGCCCACCACACACAUUCUGCAAAGUCGACAAGAAUCUCAAUAACAGUAUGUGGGGACCAGCAGUGUACUUAUGUUAUAAAAAAUCGGUGGCAAAGACUAACACUAUAUCUUAUAAAGCUGGUCUAAUUUGUAGAUAUCCUCAAGAAGAUUAUGAGUCAUUCUCACUCCCAGAAUCUGUUCCCCUAUUUUGUUUACCAAUGGGUGCAACUAUUGAGUCUUGGCCACCAAAUAGCAAAUACCCUCUCCCUGUAUUUUCUACAUUUGUGUUAACUGGAGCCUCAGCUGAAAAGGUCUAUGGUGCUGCUAUUCAGUUUUAUGAACCAUACUCUGAGGAGAAUCUCACAGAAAAACAGAGACUUCUUUUGGGUUUAGCUUCAUCGGCAGAUGGGAAGUCUGAUAGUUCCAAAACAAUUCACACUAAUAAAUGCAUCUGUCUUCUUUCUCACUGGCCUUUUUUUGAUGCAUUCAGGAAGUUUCUGACCUUUUUGUAUCGUUACUCCAUCUCUGGACCUCAUGUCCUUCCAAUUGAGAAGCAUAUUUCUCAUUUUAUGCAUAAAGUUCCUUUUCCAUCUCCUCAGAGGCCACGGAUUUUAGUUCAGUUAUCACCACAUGAUAAUCUGAUUCUCAGUCAGCCUGUUUCUUCACCUCUUCCACUAAGUGGUGGCAAGUUUUCAACACUGCUUCAGAAUUUAGGCCCUGAAAAUGCUGUGACACUACUGGUGUUUGCAGUAACAGAACAUAAGAUUCUCAUCCAUUCCUUACGGCCUUCCGUGCUUACUAGUGUGACAGAAGCAUUAGUGUCUAUGAUUUUCCCUUUUCACUGGCCAUGCCCGUAUGUUCCUCUGUGCCCGCUGGCUUUAGCAGAUGUCUUGAGUGCACCAUGUCCAUUCAUAGUAGGAAUUGAUUCAAGAUACUUUGAUCUCUAUGACCCUCCACCAGAUGUUAGUUGUGUUGACCUGGAUACCAAUACCAUUUCUCAACCUGGUGACAAGAAAAAUGUAGCCUGGAAGAUACUUCCAAAGAAACCAUGUAAAAAUCUGAUGAACACACUGAAUAAUUUGCACCAGCAAUUGGCAAAAUUACAGCAGAGACCAAGAGAAGAUGGACUAAUGGACUUAGCGAUGAAUGACUAUGAUUUUAAUUCUGGAAAGAGGUUGCACAUGAUAGAUUUGGAAAUCCAAGAGGCAUUUUUGUGUUUCAUGGCCUCUAUUUUAAAAGGUUACAGAUCAUACUUAAGACCAAUAACACAGGCCCCAUCUGAGACAGCCACAGAUGCAACCUCUCUUUUUGCCCUGCAAGCUUUCUUAAGAAGCCGGGACCGAUCACAUCAAAAAUUCUAUAACAUGAUGACCAAAACACAAAUGUUUAUUCGCUUCAUUGAGGAAUGUUCUUUUGUCAGUGAUAAAGAUGCAAGCCUGGCAUUUUUUGAUGAUUGUGUAGAUAAAGUGGACAUGGACAAGAAUGGUGAAAUGCGACUUAUAGAACUGGAUGAAUCUUUCAAAAGUGAACAUACUGUCUUUGUAACACCUCCUGAGAUUCCCCAUCUACCCAAUGGUGAAGAACCCCCUUUACAGUACAGCUAUAAUGGAUUUCCAGUUCUUAGGAACAAUUUGUUUGAAAGACCUGAGGGAUUUCUGCAGACGCGGAAGAGCAAAUUGCCUUCAAAAUCAAGUAGUCCUGGUAGCCCUUCUCCCAUGUUCCGAAGAACAAAACAGGAAAUUAAAUCAGCCCAUAAAAUUGCCAAGAGGUAUUCUUCCAUUCCUCAGAUGUGGUCUAGGUGUCUGCUGCGUCACUGUUAUGGACUGUGGUUUAUUUGUCUCCCAGCUUAUGUGAAAGUAUGUCAUUCAAAAGUCAGGGCUCUGAAAACAGGAUAUGAUGUGCUUAAGAAAAUGCAGUCAAAGAAGAUGGAUCCACCCGAUGAGGUGUGCUACCGCAUUCUUAUGCAGCUCUGUGGACAGUAUGAUCAGCCGGUGCUUGCAGUUCGAGUGCUUUUUGAAAUGCAGAAAGCUGGUAUUGACCCCAAUGCCAUUACUUAUGGUUAUUAUAAUAAGGCUGUUUUGGAAAGUACAUGGCCUUCAAGAAGUCGUAGUGGCUAUUUUCUUUGGACAAAAGUAAGAAAUGUUGUUUUAGGAGUGGCACAGUUCAAAAGAGCUUUAAAGAAACAUGCACAUUUAUCGCAAACAACUCUCUCAGCAGAUGGCAGUGACCUGGAUGCUGUUAGUCAUGGCAGCAUGGAUAGUGGUCAUGGGACACACACUGUGGAGCAGGCACCUUUUAAUACGGGUUUAAUCAAAGUAUAUGCUACUGAUGAUAGAUCUAGUACAGGUGGCCAGUCUGAUCUUGGAUAUAACUCAUUAUCUAAGGAUGAAGUUAGAAGAGGACAUACAUCUACUGAAGACAUUCAAGAAGAAAAAGAUAGGAAAGGGAGUGAUUCUAGUUCUUUGUCAGAGAGUGAGAGUGCAAAAGGAAGUGCUGAUUGUCUGCCUAAGCUCAGUUCUCAAAGUUCUUCCAGUAUAGUUCGCCUCAGUGGUGCACAUAACAACAGUGCUGAUAACACCUCAGGGAAAAGCACAGAAAGCCCAUCUGAGCUGCUUGUAAUAUCAUCUUUUGAGGAUACAAAUGAAACAGGAAACAUUCAAAGUAGAUGCUUCAGGAAAAGACAUAAAAGUGACAAUGAACCUAAUUUGCAGCAGCAAAUGUCCUGGGGAAGUAGAAACCGCAAUCUUAGUGGAGGAGUACUGAUGGGACUUAUGCUCAAUAGGAUGAACCAGGAAGCAAACCCUGGUGAUAUGGUUGAAAAAUUAGGAGCUGAUGCAAAAAUUCUUUCAAAUGUUAUCUCAAAAAGCACAAGACCAAAUAGUCUUGACAUUGGAAAGCCACCUGUAAGAUCAAAAAGAGACAGUCUAGAGAAGGAAUCUAGUGAUGAUGAUACACCUUUUGAUGGUUCUAACUGUUUGGCAGAUAAAGUGGAUUCUCCCGUUAUUUUUGACUUAGAAGACUUAGACAAUGAAACAGAUGGAUCAAAAGUGGGAUAUGUUGCUACACAAAAUCCCAAGAGGAUUCAGCGUAUGAGCAGCAGCUUUUCAGUAAAACCUUUUGAAAAAACUGAUGUUGCAACAGGAUUUGAUCCCCUCUCUCUUUUGGUUGCUGAGACUGAACAGCAGCAAAAAGAGGAGGAGGAAGAGGGGGAAGAUGAUAGCAAAAGCAUUUCAACACCAUCUGCCAGACGUGAUUUAGCUGAAGAAAUUGAGAUGUAUAUGAAUAACAUGAGCAGUCCUUUGACAAGUCGUACACCAAGCAUUGAUUUACAACGGGCAUGUGAUGAUAAAUUAACCAAUAAGAAAAGUCCAACAUUGGUCAAGGCAUGCAGAAGAUCUAGCCUGCCUCCUAAUUCUCCUAGGCCAGUGAGACUUACCAAAUCUAAAAGUUACACAAAAAGUGAGGACAGGCCAAGGGAUAGACUCUGGUCUUCUCCAGCCUUCUCACCCACUUGCCCAUUUAGGGAAGAAUCUCAAGAUGCGUUACCCCACUCGUCACCUUCAUUUAAUUUGGAUACACUACUAGUACCUAAACUGGAUGUUUUAAGGAACAGCAUGUUCACUGCUGGAAAAGGAGUAGCCGAGAAAGCAAGCAAAUGGUAUUCAAGGUUCACCAUGUAUACUACAUCAUCUAAGGAUCAAAGUUCUGAUCGUGCCAGUCUUUCUUCAGUGGGAGCCCAGGAUUCUGAAUCUGCCUCUUUAACAGAUGAAGAUGUCUGCCACGAGCUGGAAGGAGCCGCUUCCUCCCAAGAGAGCAGUGCCACUUCAGGGACCAAGGGAAUUGAUUUCAGCAGAACAAGCCUGGGAAGUUCUGCCUCCUUAGAAGGAUCCCUGUCAAAGUUCGCCUUACCUGGGAAAUCAGAAGUGGCAUCUUCCUACAACACGAGUAAUACAAAUAUCUUCCAGAACUAUGCAAUGGAGGUUCUCAUCUCAAGUUGCUCUCGGUGUAGAACUUGUGACUGCCUUGUCCAUGAUGAGGAAAUCAUGGCUGGCUGGACAGCAGAUGACUCAAAUCUCAAUACCACGUGCCCGUUUUGUGGCAAUCUUUUCUUGCCCUUUUUGAAUAUUGAAAUAAGAGAUUUAAGACGACCCGGAAAAUACUUUUUGAAGUCAAGCCCAUCUGCAGAAAAUAUGCAUUUUCCGUCUUCCUUUUCAAGUCAGACAAGACAGUCUUGUAUCUCAACAUCAGCCUCUGGUCUUGACAAGUCUGUUAUCUCCGUUCCAGGGAAUUUUGAUCUACGUAGCAAAUCUAAACUGCUGGAAAAUUCAUGUGCCCGAAGUAUUCAGAUCCCUGCUGAUAGAUCAAAAACAGCUGUGUCAAAAUGUCCAAUAUUUCCAAUGGCCAGGAGCGUUAGUACUUAUGGCCCCUUGGAUAAAGAAGACACUGGAGGGCAGAAGCUUAUUCCUACAGGCAGCCUGCCAGCAACUUUACAAGGAGCUACAGAUGCUUUAGGAUUGGAAUGGCACCUCCCAAGUCCAGAUCCCGUCACUGUUCCGUAUCUCAGUCCUUUGGUGGUGUGGAAGGAACUUGAAAGCUUAUUGGAAAAUGAAGGCGAUCAUGCAAUAACAGUGGCAGAUUUUGUGGACCAUCAUCCAAUUGUUUUUUGGAACCUAGUGUGGUAUUUUAGACGUCUUGACUUGCCCAGUAACUUACCUGGAUUGAUUCUUUCUUCUGAGCAUUGUAACAAAUAUUCAAAGAUUCCCCGCCACUGUAUGUCUGAAGAUAGUAAAUAUGUUUUAAUACAAAUGUUAUGGGACAAUAUGAAAUUACAUCAGGAUCCGGGUCAGCCCUUGUACAUCCUCUGGAAUGCCCACACCCAAAAGUAUCCAAUGGUCCAUUUAUUGCAAAAGGGUGAUAAUUCAUUUAACCAAGAACUAUUGAAAAAUAUGGUAAAAAGCAUUAAAAUGAAUGAUGUCUAUGGACCAAUGAGUCAGAUUUUAGAGACACUGAAUAAAUGUCCUCAUUUUAAAAGACAGAGGAGUUUAUAUAGAGAAAUACUCUUUCUCUCACUUGUGGCACUGGGAAGAGAAAACAUUGACAUAGAUGCAUUUGAUAAAGAAUACAAGAUGGCAUACGAUCGUCUCACCCCUAGUCAAGUCAAGAGUACACACAACUGUGAUAGACCACCAAGUACGGGGGUGAUGGAAUGUCGGAAAACCUUUGGAGAACCUUAUCUUUAAGAUGUGUGUGUGUAUACUUUGAAUAUGUAUUGUAUAGUCAGUGUAUAAAAUAACACUUGUAGAUUCUAAACUUUUUUCUUCGAUUUUUGAAAGUGCAUUUGUAAAUGGUUCAGAAAGCCCAGCUAGCUUAUGUACAGAAGGUUUUAAGAAGAGAAUAGUGACAACAGGGGAGAGAACCCCUUUGUUUCCCAUUUGUUUUCUUUUUCUUUUCUUCUCCUGUAACAAGUAAUUAAAUAUUUUUGAAAUGAGGAAAUCCCUAAACAGAAUAAGCUCUCAUAAAAUAAGACAACUGUUUUAUGGUUUCUCUUGGAAGAGACAGAUUGAAAAAUCAUGUAUGGAACGUAAACAAAUAUGAGAUCAAAGCAUCUCCUGUUUUCAUAGACUGUUCAAAUGUUUUGACCAUGAAGUUGUAUUAUACAUAUUUUAAAUUGUUUAUAGUAAGUUGAUAUUUUUUUAAUUUUUAAACUUAAUAUAGCAAACGUAAAAUGAACUUAAACUUAUGAAGCAAGCAGUUAAGUGCUUAUUUUCCUUGUCUGCUGCUCUUUGAAGUAAUAGUACAGCUGCAGAUCUCUAUGUGUAUAGCUCUCUCUAUUUUUUUUAUUACUUGGGAGAAUGAUUCACAUGUCAGUGCCAGUGUCAGUGUUGUCCUAGGACUGCAUGUCCGCGCUCCCGAGCCUGACGGCAGCGAGUCCUGGCAGAGUGCACCGCUCACACUGCCUCGCUGAGCCUUGUGGAGGGAGAACCAGAGAGGGUCCAGGUCUGCUUCUGCAAAAUCAGGCUCAACAUGCCAUGAUCCCAAAUGUUCUCUGUUGGUCAUAAAUACGUACGGUACACAGGGCAAAGAGCUUACAAAGCCAAAUAGCAAUUUAAAUUUUAAUAUUCUACAUGCACACUUGUAUUGGGAAGUAUGUCAAACAAUUUGUUCCAAAUUUUACCCUUAUUUUAAUAUCUAAAAUAUUGGGUAUGAUGCAAAUUGUACUAUAUUUAUCUGGAAUAUGACCUACUGGGGAGUAUUCUGUUAAUAUUAUAUAUAUAAAUAUUCAAAAUAUUUUUUCAAAAGUAGAAAAAUAUUAACUCUCUAAAAAUACAGCCAGGUAGAAUUUCCCAUAUUGAGGAGCUUGCUUUUUCAAUAAGCCUUCAGAAUCUGAAGUUUAUGGAAUCUAAAAUCCAGAAAUAUCCAGAAGUCAGACAAUAAAUUGAAUGUUUAAGCACCACGGAUAUUAAAUAGACUCUAAAAAAUAUUUUUUGUCCCGUUAUUUCUAAUAUCACUUUCUUUGGGUAAUUUCUGAUAAAAAGUAUCGUUUGGCUGUUAGAAUUAUUUGUAGCUUUUCAGUAUGUAUGUGUGUAUGUUUGCACACGUUGUUUGUGAAGGAAUUCUCUAGCCACUUUCAAAGAAGAAAACAAUAGAUUGUCGCAAAUUAAGUGCACAGAGCCAGUGGGGUCCAGGACACUUGGACUGGCGCUCGCUUGAAGUCCUGAGACACAAUCAGUUCCGCUGCAGAAAGACCACCUUUUGAAUUCACACCAUUAGUGACUAGCACUAAGCUGAAACAUUUCACAGCUUUCUACUCUGGGAAAUAAUGGGGAAAGUUUAAAAAUGUAAAAUUUUAGUUUAGUUUGGGGCUGAACUUUCUUACUGGAAAACUCUGGUGCUAUGCACAUAUGUCUGCCUCUCCUUUGUAAAUACCACUCCGACUUCAUCCUUCUUUACUAUUCACAUCCAAGCUUCAUGCUCUAAUUGUCUUCACAUUCUGUGAAUCAUUCAAAAGUUGUCAAAUGAGAGAAGCAUUUGAUAAGUGAGGCUUUUGGCAUUGGUGACAACCAUCCCUCCAAACAGGAUUCUGGGCUUCUAUUCUGGUUUUUUGUUAUUGUUUGGUUUUUUCCCUGAUAAGAACAGCUUUCACUAUUGUUUACCUUUUUUUUUAACACAAACAAUAUGCAAGAAUAACAGUUUAUUGAUUUCAAAUAUCUGGCCAAAGUGAGGUAAAGCCCAUUCUUUAUGGUUCAAACUCAUUUGAAAAAGUGAAUGUUAUGUUCAUCUUCUCCCCCAACACCAAGUUUUGUUUCUGCUUUUGGUUGGGUUUUGCUUCCCGUACUUUUAAUCCCCAGGGAAUAUUAUUUGCACAAAUUUAGUCUUUAGAAAUAAAACCCAAAACAUGAAAGUGGUAAACCCUGCUCAAAAGAAAAUUAAAAUAUAGAUCAUCUUUUAACUCUAUACAAACUUUUCUUCAGUUUUCUCUCUGUUGACCGUACGUUUUGGAGAGUCAUGGCCAAUUGUGUUGGAGAGACAUAGCCUUUUACUAUUUAUCUGUCUCUUAUUUUCUUACUCUUAGUUUUGUUCAUACAUUUAAUAGUUGAAAAUAAACCAUGCUGUGUCCUCGUA
Molecule: messenger RNA, 8709 nt
Organism: Equus quagga
Lineage: Eukaryota; Metazoa; Chordata; Mammalia; Perissodactyla; Equidae
Gene: DENND4A
Product: DENN domain containing 4A
Exons: 35
Coding region: 597-6326 (1909 amino acids)
Biological process (GO): regulation of Rab protein signal transduction
Cellular component (GO): cytoplasmic vesicle
Molecular function (GO): protein binding
Source: RefSeq, a predicted model, not a curated record